UCAGAGCCUGUCGUAAACACUUUCGACUUUUCGGAGCUAAUACGCUGAUUAGAACUUCUGGUGUUUCAGCAUCGAUAUAUUUUAAUAAUUUUUAAGUAACAAUUUUUUCUCUUGCCUCAAUUAAAAUUCAUUAGAUUACUGCCAAAUAAUAGCAGUUUUGCAGCAUAAGUGUAUCCACUAUUGAAAAGCCACAAUCACUUUUUACUUUGGCGAAGAUUUCCAUUGUAUCAGAGCCAUGCCACGAGGAGCGUUUAUCGUUUUGGAGGGACCGGAUCGAGCGGGAAAGUCGACGCAGGUAAAAAAGCUCUUCCAGGCACUGCAGCAACACUCCAAGCCCGUUGAGACUCUCGCCUUUCCGAACAGAGACACCACCUGCGGACAGAUAAUUGAUAAAUAUCUGCAAAAAAAAAUAGAACUACCAAUCGAGGCCGCGCAUUUAUUGUUUUCUGUCAAUCGAUGGGAGUUCAAGGAUAAGAUCUACGAGAUCCUCAACAAAGGCACGAAUCUCGUUGUCGACAGGUACACGGCCUCGGGGGCGGCUUACAACGCAGCGACGACGGGCCGGCCGCUGGAGCAGUGCCAGGUGCCGGACAGGGGUCUGCCGAAGCCCGACCUGGUGGUCUUCCUCAAAGUGACCGAGGAGGCGCAGUCGGCGCGCGCCGAUUGGGGCGCCGAGCGCUUUGAGCGGGCCGAAACGCAGCGCAAGGUCAAACAAAACUUCCUCAAACUCGAGGAGUCCGAGACAUGCGCCGACACCUGGAUCAGCGUCGAUGGCUGCUGCGACCCCGAGGAGGUCCACGCGAGCGUCCUGAAGGCGGUGGAGACGGUCCUCCGUGACCUCAAUGACAAGCCGAUCGGCGAAUUGUAGUUUUUUCGAAUUUUUUUCUAAGUAUAUCAUUCGGAAUCUCUUUCGUCCGACAGAUCUAUAGUUCACGACAUAAGUAUAUACAAGAGUUACAAUUAUUAUACGAGUAGGUAAUUUAUGCUUUGGAGCACCGACAAAUGUACAAUUUUUUCAUUAUAUUUUUCAACCAUAACAUUGAUUUGAAACUAUAUUGUAUUUUUAGCAUUUUUUCACGCCCUAUACAGUGUACAAACGAAACUGUAUAUCAUAUAUAAUUAUUAUAAUUACACCUACAGGUUGUAUGUGAUUCAAUCAUGACGAAAUACAC
Copidosoma floridanum is the source of this 1172-nucleotide messenger RNA. Its product is annotated as thymidylate kinase. Gene Ontology annotation, cellular component: cytoplasm; mitochondrion; nucleus. Gene Ontology annotation, biological process: dTDP biosynthetic process; dUDP biosynthetic process; dTTP biosynthetic process. NCBI's taxonomy places the organism in Eukaryota, Metazoa, Arthropoda, Insecta, Hymenoptera, Encyrtidae. Gene Ontology annotation, molecular function: nucleoside diphosphate kinase activity; ATP binding; dTMP kinase activity. The record is from RefSeq and is a predicted model, not a curated record.